Messenger RNA from Ectocarpus sp. CCAP 1310/34, 1080 nucleotides. NCBI's taxonomy places the organism in Eukaryota, Phaeophyceae, Ectocarpales, Ectocarpaceae. The record is from the annotation of a GenBank genome assembly.
AAAAAGUGCCUCCAACAUGGGCUCAUCGCCUGGAGCCAAGUUCAACACCCUUAGCACAAGUACCCCAAGUUUGUGCCAGGCGAUCUGCAUGGUAACCAACCCAAGCGUCCCACGACCGUAUCUUCUCUCUACUUGCCCCAGCUGCUGUACUGGGUACUUUCCUCCGGGGAGGUCAUUUUCCCCAUGUAGGGUUCAAGGGUGGCUUGCAUAACAGAAGGUCUCACUCACACAUCGGGAUGUCCGUCUCCUCCUUGAUUUUUAUGACAUACAAACAUAAAAAUCUCCUCCUCGUAGACGCCAGAGAGCACUAUCUUCCCUGAUGGUGGUCUAAGUCGACCCAGGGUUGAUAAAUGAGCUACGGUCAUCAACGUUUGUACGGUACACCAUGGGUAGCUACCCCACUAACGCUCCCGAGUAGACCUUCGCUGAAGAAAGCUUGACCAACAGUCCCCCCACACUUUGUACCGGCGUCUAUCCUUCAAGCUUCAAAAUAUCUACGUACCGAUUGGUGCUCCUUCUCUUUUGGGUCAUUUGGUCGGUCAUUUGAAAACAAGGUUCUUGAGUGUGUUAGGUAUGACAUUUUGUCUUGCAUUAUCCACCCCUCUCCUUGCGGAGAAUUCAGGAUAGUGUCUGACCAGAUUCCCACCGCCCCAUGGGAACCGGUGAUGUUUUACGGUUAUCUCACCACGAGUAGUGUUUUACGGUUAUCUCACCACGAGUCCCCAACCUUCAUGUGAAUCGCACAGUUGACCAAAAGGAUUGCUGUGUCUAUAUUUAUGCUUCGUUUCCGUUUUCGUGUUGUGUGUAAGGUGGCCAAUAACCUUCUACUCUUGCUUACUUUUGCGUUUUCAACUUUGAAAAGGAAAAAGAAAAAUGGUAAGCGUGUGGAAAUUUUUUUCGUUGAAUUCUCAGUUAUUUCAUAUCUGGCUUGUCAUGUUUGUGGUACUUUAUGAGAAAAUAAAAGGUCGGUUAGUUCAGCUCCUUCAUGUCUGGCUUGGCGGGUUUGUGUUACGGUAUCGGAAAAAUAAAAAUCGGUUAGUUCAGUUUUUCCAUGUCUAGCUUGUCAGGUUUAUGUUACGG